CCAAAAGUUGUACCUAUAAAAUUUAUAUUUAUUAAAUAAAAACUUUGUAUUAAAAAAACUGCUUUUGAUUGAAUUUCAUAUUCUCCCUAAAUGAAACUUUAAAUGCUACAAGAUAAAGCAUUGUGGUGCAGUGGAUUAUGCCAGCUUUAGCCAGCCAAGUUAAUGUUAUCAUUUUUCCUCUAACUACAAACCCAGUGGAGUUCUUUUUUCUUUGUUUUGAGAAAAACAAAAGAGAAGUCAGCAAGCAGGCAUUGUGGCGCAGUAUGGGACAUUCUCAUCCCGUAUGAGUGCUGGAUUGAGUCUCUCCUCUGCUUGCAGCCCAGCUUCCUGCUAACGGGCCUGGGCAGGCAGCCGCCCAUGAUCCAGGUACUUGGGUUCCUGCUGCUUGUGUGGGAAAUCUGAAUGGGGUUCCAGGUUCCUGCUUUCAGCCUGGCGCAGUCCCAUCUGUUGCAGGCAUUUGGGGAGUGAGCCAGCAGAUGCAGAUGAAAGAUUUCUGUGUGUCUCUCAUUCUGCCAUUUGAGUAAAUAAAAUCUCAUUUAAAAAAAUAAAACAUUUGGGGCCAGCACUGUGGUGCAGUGGGUUAACGCCCUGGCCUGAAGCACCGGCAUUGCAUAUGGGCGCCGGUUCGAGACCCAGCUGCUCCAUUUCCAAUCCAGCUCUCUGCUAUGGCCUGGAAAAGCAGUAGAAGAUGGCCCAAGUCCUUGGCCACAACAGCUGGAGCUGGACCGAUCCGAAGCCAGGAGCUUCUUGGUCUCCCACUUGGCUGCAGGGGCCCAGUCACUUGUGCUGCCUUCCAGUGCUUUCCCAGGCCAUAGCAGAGUGCUGGGUUGGAAGAGAAGCAGCCAGGACUAAAACCGGCAUCCGUAUGGGAUGCUGGUACUGCAAGUAGAGGCUCCUAAAUAAGUCUUUAAAAAAUAAACAGGAAUUGCAGUGGUCGGAGUUUGUCAUAGUGCUAAGACACCAGUUGGGAUGCCUGCAUUCUGUAACAGGAUGCUGGAGUUUGGAGUCUUGGCUCUGCUCCACUUUCCUGCUAAUGUGCACUCUAGAAGGCAUUGGGUUCAAGUAGUUGGACCAUUGUCUCCCAUGUGGGAGACCUAGAUUGAGUUCCCAUUUCCUGGCUUGUGGAUGUUUGGGCAGUGGACCAGCAAAUGGGAGAGCUGUCUGUCUCUGUCUCUGCCUUUCAAAUCAAAUAAUUGUUAAAGAACAAAAUCCAAACUACACAGACUAGAAAGGGCAAUUGAGACUCUAUUGUACUUAACUUUUUUCACCUUUUUAGAACUUGAUUUGAGGCUAGAUUAUUUGAAUCUAGAGAAGGAAGGGAUUUGGGAAAAUGUUUUUGCUAGCAUUUUUUUUUAAGAUUUAUUUAUUUGAAAGAUUGACAAAGAAAUUGUUCAUCUACUGGCUCAUUCCCCAAAUGACUAUAAUGGCAAGGUCUGAGCCAAGCCACUGCCAGGAACCUGGAACUCCUUCCAGGUCUCCCAUGGAGGUUGCAAAGACCCAGAUAUUUUCGCCAUCUUCUGCUGCUUUCUCAGGCACAUGAGCAGAGAGCAGGGUUGAAAGUAGACCAGCCAGGACUCAAACUGAUGUGAUAUGGGAUGCUGGUGUUGUAGGUGUUGCUAAACCUGCUGUGCCCCAGUGUUGGCCCCAUAGCACUUCCGAACUGUGUGCUCCAGCCAGGUUGGACUCCUCUGAUUUCUUUUCCCACUUUGUAUGGCUUACUUAGAAAAAAAAAUUCUGCCUGUAAUGUAUUCAUGUCAUUUCCUGCUUUAAAAUUUUGUAGUGUGAACGUAUUAUUUAAACUGUAUGUUUAUUUCACACUGUUUACUAUCAGUUUCAUUAGAAUUGAGUUAUGCAUAAGUACUUCUAAGAUCUGGAGAUGGAUAGCAGUGAUAAAAACACCAUUACUGGCCGGCGCCGCGGCUCACUAGGCUAAUCCUCCGCCUGUGGCGCUGGCACACCAGGUUCUAGUCCCGGUCGGGGCGCCGGAUUCUGUCCCAGUUGCCCCUCUUCCAGUCCAGCUCUCUGCUGUGGCCCGGGAGUGCAGUGGAGGAUGGCCCAGGUGCUUGGGCCCUGCACCCGCAUGGGCGACCAGGAGGAAGCACCUGGCUCCUGGCUUCAGAUGGGCGCAGUGCGCCGGCCGUAGUGGCCAUUUUGGUGGUGAACCAACGGAAGGAAGACCUUUCUCUCUCUUUCUCAGUCUAACUCUGCAUAAAAAAACCAUUGCUGUCUUCAAAUAACUUGUGUUCUCGGGGCCGGCACUGUGGCGCAAUGGGUUGACACCCUGGCCUGAAGCACUGGCAUCCCAUAUGGGCACCGGUUUGAGACCUGGGUGCCCCACUUCUGAUCCAGCUCUCUGCUAUGGCCUGGGAAAGCAGUAGAAGAUGACCCAAGUCCUGGGGUCCCGCACCUAUGUGGGAGACCCAGAAGAAGCUCCUUGCUUCUGGCUUCAGAUUGGUGCGGCUCUGAUCGUUGCGGCCAUCUGGGGAGUGAAUCAGCAGAUGGAAGACCUCUCUCUCUGCCUCUACCUCUCUCUGUAACUUUGUCUUUCAAAUAAAUAGAAUAAAUCUUAAAAAAAAAAAAAAAAACUUGUGUUGUUGGAAUUCAGGUUCUUUUGAAAGGAUGCAGUCUUUCCUUUUCAGUGUUGUGGCACUGUCUCAUGUUGUUCACAUCAUUCAAAUGGCAACUGUGAUUUUUCUCUGAGUAUUUGAUUUAACAGUUCACAGUCCUUAAGGACAUACAUGAUGGCAUCACAUAAGAUAGUGUUCCUGACCACUUUUCAACUCUGACCUUGGACAAACUGGUCUGAGCCUUUUAUUUGAAAAGGGAGAGACAGUUGGUAAUACUGCCUAGUAGGGUUGUUGAGACUACAGUCUUUCAUGUCAUUGUCAUAGCCCACUGUGAAGAAGUGUGACUGGUUACCAAAAGAUGUACCUUUAUUUUACCCACACCGUAUCCACAUGAUAUUUGCACAGUUAAUGAGAUGAGUGAGUAUAUUGAAGACUAUGAUAAAUAUAUAUAUUCCAAAGAGUACUCUUGGUAACUGAGACUUGUUUGUUUAACUAGGCUGUGUCCUUUACUUGCUAGGUGAGCUUGCAUGUAGGAGCCCCCUAAAACUCUGUUACUUCAUAACUUGUGGAGGAAUGUGAAUCAUGUUAAUUAUCUGUAAAUUUUAACUGUGUUACUAUAAGGAAUGUAUAAAUAAAAUGUGCAUGUUGAGAGGUGACUUCCAGGUAGAAGGAUGAAGAAAAGCAUUGUGUUGGGAGUGGGUGCUGUGGUGUAGCAGGUUAAGCCUCUGCUUGCAAUGCUGGCAUCCCAUAUGGGUGCUGGUUUGAGACCCAGCUGCUCCACAUCUGAUCUUGCACUCUGCUAAUCCACCUGGGAAAGCAGCAGAAGGUGGCCUAAGUGCUUGGGCCUCUCUACCCGCGUGGGAGACCCAGAAGUUUUUGGCUCAUGGCUUCAGAUCAGCCCAGUUCUGGCCAUUGUGGCCAUUUGGGGAGCAAAUCAGUGGAUGGAAUAUUCUGCCUCUCCUGUGUAACUCUGCCUUUCAAAUAAAUAAAAAAUAAACAUUUAAAAAGAAAAUCAUUUUGAAGUAUGUAACCUUAACCUUAAAAAAAUUGUCUCAGGGAGGGUGAGAAGACAAAAGAAGGCAUUUAGGGUAGAAGAUAACUAAGAGAUACGGAGGAUAUACAGAGAAGCAUGCCUGCUGUGUGCUUAACACUGUUCUCGGUACAUUUAUGUAUAUUCUUGUGGGAUCCAUUUGAUAACCCUGUGUUUCACAAAUAGGGUAGCUGAACUCAUUUCAGAAAAGUAACUGUCAUGAUAGAGCUGAGAACUGACUCCAAGCCUGAUUGAUUUUCAGUGUUCAUCCUCUUUCCACUGAAGUUCUUUGGCUUCCUGGUAACCAGUAGUUAAUUUAUAUUAAUUUAUAAGAGAGUUGUGAGAGUGCCGGCACCACAGCUCACUAGGCUAAUCCUCUGCCUGUGGUGCUGGCACCCCGGGUUUUAGUCCCGGUCGGGGUGCCGGAUUCUGUCCUGGUUGCCUCUCUUCCAGUCUAGCUGUCUGCUGUGGCCCGGGCACUGUGACUGGGCUGGCAUUGUGGCUUAGUAGGUUAAGCAUCUGCCUGUUCAAGUCCCAGCUGUUCCUCUUGUGAUCUGGCUCCCUGCUGAUGGCCUGGGAAAGCAGUAGAAGAUGGCCCAACUGCUUGGGCCCCUGCACCUGCAUGGGAGACCCAGAGGGAGCUCCUGGCUUUGGAUUGACUCAACCCCAGUUGUUGCAGCCACCUGGGAAGUGAAACAGCAGAUGGAAGACCUUUCUCUCUCUCUCUCUCUCUCUCUCUCUCUCUCUCUCUCUCUGUAACUAUGCCUUUCAAGUAAAUAAAUCUCUAAAAAAUUAAAUAAUAUGGUGUGUUAAAAGAUGGUCAAUCAUUUGGGAAGAGUUAGAGGAGUGGGGAGUGUAGCAAAGCAGGAUGUUUGGGAAGAGAGUGAUUUAGAACAGUCGCAUGGGGCGGGCGGUCCCUGAGAGAGACAUCUGAGUGAGGACUUGAACGUUGGGGGAGUAAGCAGCAGAUAUUCGAGGAAGGGCCAUGGCCUGAGGUGAUUGUGCCUGGCCUGUUUGAGGAAAAAGCACAUUGGUGAGCGCAGCUGGUACUGAGGGGGGAGGGGUAAAGAAGUCGCAGAUGAGACCAGAGAGGGCCCCGAUCAUGUAAGGGUUGUAGGAUGUUGAAAGAUUUUGGUUGGCCAUUUCAGGGUUUUGAGCUAGGAGUGUCAUGAUCUGAUUGGAAUUUUAAAAGAUUCUCUCUGACUUUGUCUUAAAUAUCCUGUUCCUUUGGUACAGCUCAUUUCAGUAAGAGUGGAAGAGGAAAGUAAUUGGAACGACUUGGAUUGAGGCACUAAAAGAACCUCAGAUCUCCUUGAAUCUACCACAGUGUAUGGGGGUGUGUGUGUGUGUGUGUGUGUGUUAUUUUUUGUGAGAGAUGAUGUUUUUUGGCCAUAGUGGAUGUUUAAUCUUGGUAUGCAGUAAAAGUUAACAUCUGUCCUGAUGCUGCUGUCUUUUUGAGCAGCCUUGCAAGGUUGGCCUUCAUAUGGACAGUUGGAUUUAGGGAGGAUUUUCACAGAUCAGAUCCCUCUCUGUUAAGUGUGGUUCACUGUGCCUAGACUGUCAAGCAAUAUGAUUUAUGUGAAACACCUGCUUUCCUUCUGGGAAUUGAGUUUUUUUUUUUUUAAUUAUUUAUUUGAAAGGCAGCAUUACAGAGGAAGAGUGUGAAUGAGCGAGUGGGAGUGAGAGGUAGAUACCUUAUAUCUGCUGGUUCACUCUCCAAAUGCUCACAAUAGCCAGGCUGAAGCCUCCAGCCAGGAACUUCAUCCGGGUCUCCCACAUGGGUGCAGAGGCCAAAGCACUUGAUCCAUCUUCUGUUGCUUCCUAUGCUCAUUAACAGGGAGCUGGAUUGGAAGCAGAGUGGCCAGGACUUGAACUGGUACCGAAAUGGGUUGCUGGAGCUGCAGGUAGCAGCUUACACUGCGCCCCAGCAUUGGCUCCAGAAUCCGGAGUUUCGAUGCAUGCCAGGCAGAGGGUUCCUGUGGGGCUUCCUUCCAGUAAAAACCCUGGAGGCUGAGUCCCUGAGCAGAACAUCACACAUACGAGUGUGUGCUCCGACUACUCAGUGCAGCCUCUGUUAGCAUUUUGUUACUACAACAAAAUACCACAGAUAAGUAACUUGUGAAGGAAAGAAGUUUGGUUUGGCUCAUGGUUCUGGGUCUCCACAGUGGCCCCUUUGGUAGGGUCUCUGAUGAAGGCAGAGGGUGGCAGAGCACUUGCAGAGGAAGCCAGGAAGCAGAGAGAGGCUGGGCCCCAGUCAGCCUUUGCCACCUCCCUUGUGAGAACUAGAAUCACCUUCCAAGAGCAUGCUUCCCCCUCCCCCCUCCCAAGCUAUAAGACCUCCUACUAGGUCCAGCUCCUAAAUAACGUAACUGGAUUAUGUUUUCACCCUCUCAGUACCAUUACCUUUUGACUUUAAAGUUUAAACAUCUGCAUGAGUUUGGCAGCCAAAUCUUGUUCAAAGCAUAGCAGAGGGAAGCAUCAUAACAUCUACACAUGGAUUCCUCUUGAACCUGUCCAGGUCUUUUUCCUAUCUGAUGUGACCUUGUGUGCUCUCAUUGUCACUGGAUUGAACUUUAGCAGUGAGUACAGUGCUUAAUUGUGCUGAGUUCUGAGAGCCUGUGUAGCAAUCUGUAAACAUGGAAUUGAUCUUGAAGAUCCUUAAUGUGGCACUUUUUAAAAAACUGUAAUCACCGGUGCCGCGGCUCACUAGGCUAAUCCUCCACCUAGCAGCGCCGGCACACCGGGUUCUAGUCCCGGUUGGGGCGCCGGAUUCUGUCCCGGUUGCCCCUCUUCCAGGCCAGCUCUCUGCUGUGGCCAGGGAGUGCAGUGGAGGAUGGCCCAAGUGCUUGGGCCCUGCACCCCAUGGGAGACCAGGAAAAGCACCUGGCUCCUGGCUCCUGCCAUCGGAUCAGCGCGGUGCGCCGGCCGCAGCGCGCCGGCCGCGGCGGCCAUUGGAGGGUGAACCAACGGCAAAGGAAGACCUUUCUCUCUGUCUCUCUCUCUCACUGUCCACUCUGCCUGUCAAAAAAAAAAAAAUAUAUAUAUAUAUAUAUAAAUAAAAAAUAAAAAACCCCUGUAAUCAAGUUAAUAGGAAAACAUCAGAUUAUGGGUAGAAGGUGCAGCUUUUUUUUUUUUUUUUAAGAUUUACUUAUUUGGCAGAAGGGCAGAGUGACACACACGCACACACACAGAGAAUGAAUGAGAGAGAUAGGUCUUGGUUCACUCCCCAAAUGUCCACAACGGUUAGGGAUAAGCUAAGCCAAAGCCAGGAAUUCCAUCCUGGUCUCCCAUGGUGGGUGGCAGGGAUCCAAGUACCUGAACCAUCAUCCACUGCCUCCCCAGUUGCAUUAUUAGCAGGAAGCUGGGUCAGAAGCAGAGGAGCUGAGACUUGAGCUGGCACUCUGCUACGGGAUGCAGGUGUGCCAAACAGCGGCUUAACCUGCUGCCCUGCAGUGUCCUCCUCGGAAGCUGCAGUAUCGGGCAGCCCAUGGCGUCAGCUCUGCGGUGGAGCGGUUCUCUGAGCUGUUUCUGCUUUGUUAAUUCUUUACAUUUCUCUUAAGUUUCCCCCUAGCUGGCUGCAGCCAUACUUCUGUAACUGAAUUUGCUGAUAAUAACUUCUCCAUCAGGCUGGGGAAAAUGGAGAAUGAGGAGAUUAAAGUGUGGAUUUGUUUAUUACUCACCGUUAAAAUGUUCAUAUCCUUUGACUUCGGGACUGCAUUACUAGGGAUUUAACCUAAGAAAACAGUUCAAUGAAAGGAGAACAGUGUUUACAUAAAGAUGAUCAUUAUAACAGGCUAACAAAAAAUAGGGAACCAUCUAUAUGUCAACCAUUAGGGAAAAAUUAACUAAUGGUGCAAUCUCAAAAGGUGACAUUAACCCAGUGUUGUAUCAACAGGUGAGUGGAUAAACAAAAUAUAGCAUGUACAAUCAGUGGAAUAUUAUCCAACAUGAGAAUGAAAUUCUGAUGGGUGAAUAAACCUUGUAGGAAGCAAAAGAAGCCAGACACAAAAUGAUACUGUAUUACUGCAUUCAUUGUUAACUGUGAGGUACCUAAGUAGGCAAAUUCAGAGAUAGAGAGUAAGAGUUAGUGAGGCUGAGGUUGGGAGAAAGCAUGAGGGGCUACUGUUUAAGUGGUCCAAGGAUUCUUUUGGAUAAUGAAAAAGUUCUGGAAAUGAAUAGUGGCAGUAAUUGUACAACAUUGUGACUACUUAGUACCACUGAAUCCUAUGCUUAGAGAUUGAUAAAAUGUGGCCGUCACUGUGGCUCACUAGGCUAAUCCUCCACCUGCAGCACUGAGGCGCCGAAUUCCCUUCCGGUUGCUCCUCUUCCAGUCCAGCUCUCGGCUAUGGACUGGGAAGGCAGUGGAGGAUGGCCCAAGUGCUUGGGCCCUGCACUCACGUGGGAGACCAGGAGGAAGCACCUGGCUCCUGGCUUUGGAUCAGUGCAGCGUGCUGGCCGUGGCGGCCAUUUCGGGGGUGAACCAACGGAAGGAAGACCUUUCUUUCUGUCUCUCUCUCACUAACUCUGCCUGUCAAAAAAAAAAAAAGUUUAGAGAUGGAUAAAAUGGCAAAUUUUAUGUACAUUUCAUAAUAUAAAUUUUAAUAAAAAUACAUAAUAGAUCAUUUAAUUUAAUAAAUUGCAAAUAUGUGGGAUCUUCAAAAAGUUCAUGGAAAUAGAAUGAGGAAAUGUAUUUUGCUGUGAAAAUUUUUGAAACCCAGGCAUGGUUUUUUUAUAAUACAGAUCUUAAUGAAGUUUUAAAAGACUCAUAUUAAAGUAGUGGAAUUAAAAAAUUGCAUAUUUUAAAUUGAAUAAAUUUUAAAUGGGAAAUUAAAGUUACCUAGUUUAAAAUGUUUGCCAUUAAGAAUACCCUUUUGAAGGCCGGCGCUGAGGCUCAAUAGCUAAUCCUCUGCCUGCGGCGCCAGCACACUGGGUUCUAGUCACGGUCGGGGCACCAGAUUCUGUCCCGGUUGCUCCUCUUCCAGUCCAGCUCUCUGCUGUGGCCCCGGAGUGCAGUGGAGGAUGGCCCAAGUGCUUGGGCCCUGCACCCUCAUGGGAGACCAGGAGAAGCACCUGGCUCCUGGCUUCGGAUCAGCGUGGUGCACUGGCCGCGGCGCGCUGGCCGCAGCGGUCGUUGGGGGUGAACCAACGGAAAAGGAAGACCUUUCUUUCUGUAUCUCUCUCACUGUCCAGUCUGCCUGUCAAAAAAAAAAAUACUCUUUUGAAAAUGAAACAGAGUUCUUUAACUUCUGAGCUUUCUGUUCCUUCUGUUAUCCUCCCUUCCUCCUCAAACUGGAAGUGGUCUUUUCCUCCAUUGAGUCCCCACAGUACAUUUUCUGCAUCUCCUCAGUGUGUAUCUGUAUAAUCUUCUUAGUCAAUUUUUAGGUUAUUUAGCAUUCUAUUCCUGGAGCAUUUGUAUUGUAGCUUCCUGGCAUAGUGCACUGUAUAGAGUAUUCAAUGAGACUUAGUUGAGUUAAUAAUAAACAUGCGAUUGAGUGGAAGAGAAUGAUCAGAAUGGUUGAGCAUGCUUGCACAUGGGUUUUACAUUACUUUAAAUGUGUGCUUCAAUUAUGUGUACCUGCUAGAUGUAUGGCCUCACUGUAUUGAUGUUGGGCUGUUAUCAUAUGUAUUUUACCUUUUUGAGUACAACAUCCCAGUUUUCUUUUACCCAGAAAGGAAUGAGCCGGCCAGGUGAGGCAGGAGCAGCAGACAGAAAAGAGGGCAACAGUCAAUUUAAAAUUUCAUGAAUCUAUCGAAAAUCCUAAGAAUUAAUGUUCAUUCUUGAAUAGAAUGGGAAGGUAGUAUUUUUUUCCUGUCUUUCUAAGCCAGUGGCAUAAUAAUUUUUUGUCUAUGUGUUUACCAGCAGAGGGCACCAGCUGUGGGUUGAUAGGAGAGAGGAAAGACUCCCUAGACCCUAAGUAGUAGUGUUUCCAAGGUACUGGUCAGUGUGAAGCACCCUGCUUGCUGCUGUAGUUAUUCUGGCUUUCCUUCCACUCCCUUGUGGCACAGAGGUGCUCCUGUGACUUUCCCGAAGAGCAGUCUUCGGCUAGGCUUGGCUUUAAGUAAGCUCGGCAACGUGAGGAGUCCGGGUGGAAGGACUUCAUUAUAGUAGGUGUUUGGAAGCCUUGGCUGCCACCUUAUUUUCAUGUAGUAUCCUUAAGGUUUUCAAACACUACUGUUCUUAUCCAGAGGCUGGGUGGAAAGGUCAUCAGGCCAGGCAUCGCAGGAUGUGGAUCCACACCCAGCUUGGCCCCCUAGGUGGCCUAGAGCCAGUUGUUUUCUGGCUCAAUUUGCUUCUCUCUGAAAUUGAAGUUAUAAGAUAGGGAUAAUGCUUGUCUUGAUAGUAGCUAAUAGUGGGCUCUGUUGGGUUCAAAUCCCAGCUUUGCCAUUUAGUAGCUAUGGGACCUUGGUCCAGUCGUUUAAUUCUCAGAACCUUAGUAAACUCACUUUUUUUUUUUUUUUUAUUUGACAGGUAGAGUCACAGACAGUGAGAGAGAGACAGAGAGAAAGGUCUUCCUUCCAUUGGUUCACUCCCCAAAUGGCUGCAACAGCCAGAGCUGUGCCGAUCUGAAGGCAGGAGCCAGGUGCUUCUUCCUGGUCUCCCUUGUGGGUGCAGGGGCCCAAGUACCUAGGCCAUCCUCCACUGCCCUCCCGGGCCACAGCAGAAAGCUGGACUAGAAGAGGAGCAACCGGGACUAGAACCUGGUGCCCAUAUGGGAUGCUGGCUCCGCAGGUGGAGGCUUAACAUGGUGUGCCACAGCUCUGGCCCCCCUCAUUUUUUUUUUUAAAUUUUUAUUUAUUUAUUUUUUUUUUGACAGGCAGAGUGGACAGUGAGAGAGAGAGACAGAGAGAAAGGUCUUCCUUUUGCCGUUGGUUCACCCUCCAAUGGCCGCCGCGGCUGGCGUGCUGCGGCCGGCGCACCACGCUGAUCCGAUGGCAGGAGCCAGGAGCCAGGUGCUUUUCCUGGUCUCCCAUGGGGUGCAGGGCCCAAGCACCUGGGCCAUCCUCCACUGCACUCCUGGGCCACAGCAGAGAGCUGGCCUGGAAGAGGGGCAACCGGGACAGAAUCCGGCGCCCCGACCGGGACUAGAACCCGGUGUGCCGGCGCCGCAAGGCGGAGGAUUAGCCUAGUGAGCCGCGGCGCCGGCCCCCCUCAUUUUUAAAAUAGGGUCAAUGGUCCCUUCUUACAGGGCUGUGAGGAUUAAAUGGGAGUGGCCCAGGUGAAGUGUGAGGUCCAGGGUCUGGCACAGAGUACUCAGCUCACUGUUCAAGGGGUAUGGGGUGCUCUGCUGAAUGAAAGGAGACAAUGGACUCAGAGUGCUUUGUAGUUUUUAAAGAGCGCACGUGCCCUGGGCAGUGGCCAUCUCGAGUCUACUCUGGCCUUGGAUUCUUGUGUCUUCAGAGAAGGAGUCCUGGGAGCAGCCCACCUUUCCUCUGGAUAAGAUGCUGUUCUGUUUCCCUUUGGACUGUUUUGGGCCUCACAUUCCUUACUGGUUUUUGCUUGACUUUCUGGGUUCCCUCUAGGCAGUUACAGGGAGUGUCUGCUUAGCUCGUGGUCCAAAGCUAAGGGGAAGUUUUGAUGAUAUGGGUAUGUGUGGGCCUUAAGUAGCUCUGAUCUCGUCUAGUUCUUGCUGACCUAGUAGUAACAGUGACCACUGGAGAUGUGAAAAUGGCUCUCGGGAGGCCCUGCCGUGUCCUGCUUGAUCCUAGGACCAAGGGUUUAGAGAGGUGUAGUUUGGUAACACUGACAUAGACAGUGAAAAUAAUGGCUGUCAGUGGUUGCUGGUGCUUGUUACAGGCCAGUCUCUCUGCAAGGUGCUUUACAUAUUUUCUCUCUUUUUUUUUUAAGAUUUAUUUAAUUUAUUUGAAAGAGUUGCAGAGAGAGGUAGAAACAACCCAGAGAGAGAGAGAGAGAUACACUCCCCAAAUGGCUGCAAUGGCCAGAGCCAAGCUGAUCCAAAGCCAGAAGCCAGGAGCUUCAUCCAGAUUUCCCACAUGGAUGCAGGGGCUCAAGAACUUGGGCCAUCUUCCACUGCUUUCCCAGGCGCAUUAGCAGGGAGCUGGAUCAGAAGUGGAGCAGCCAGGACUCAAACCAGUGCCCAUAUGGGAUGCUGACACUGCAGAUCAGGGCUUUAACCCACUGUGCCACAACACUAGCCCUGAUACAUUUGCACUUUCAAACUUAACAACCCUAGCAGGUAGGCACUGUUGUUACUCUUUUGUACAGAUGAGAAAGUUGAGCCUUGUAAAGAAACUUGCCAAUGGGCAAGUUUUUGGAAAGUGUAUUUGGACUCUGCUCUGUCUGAUUCUUAUGGGCUGGGCCCUUAUAAUUGUUCUAAGUCAUCUUUCCAUCCAGCUAUGCUUUAGAGUCACCUGUGAGGUCUGCUAAAAUUCCAACUCCUGGUUCUGGCAUUGUGGCGAAGCCUAUGAUGGCAACUUUCCAUAUGGUUGCUGAUUCUAGUCCCAGCUGUUCCACCUCCAGUCCAGGUCCCUGAUAAUGUGCUUGGGAAAGUAGCAGAUGUCCCAAGUCCUUGGGCCCAUGCACCCACUUGGGAGGCCUGGAAGAAGCUGCUGGAUCCUGGUUUCAGCCUGGCCCAGCCCUGGCUAUUGCAGUCACUUGGGGAGUAAACCCACUGGAUGGAAGAUCUCUUUAUAUCUUGCUCUCUUUCUCUGUAACUCUUCUUUUCAAAUAAAUAAAUAAAUAAAUCUUUUAAAAAAAUUCCAGCUCCUUGAACUCUGAUACUAUAGUUCUGAGGUAGUGCCUCAUUAGUGUUUUAAUUUUCCAGAUUUAUUGAGGCAUAAUUUAUGUAAAAUUUGGGCCGGUGCCGCGGCUUACCUGGCUAAUCCUCUUCCUGAGGCACCGGCACCCCGGGUUCUAGUCCCGGUUGGGGUGCCGGUUCUGUCCCUGUUGCUCCUCUUCCAGUCCAGCUCUCUGCUGUGGCCCAGGAAGGCAGUGGAGGAUGGUCUAAGUGCUUGGGCCCUGCACCUGCAUGGGAGACCAGGAGGAAGCACCUGGUUCCUGGCUUUGGAUCGGUGCAGCAUGCCAGCUGUAGUGGCCAUUUGGGGAGUGAACCAAUGGAAGGAAAACCUUUCUCUCUGUCUCUUUCUCUCUCACUGUCUAACUCUGCUUGUCAAAAAAAAAAAGAAAAAAAAAUUUGACCACUUCAUGUGUUUAAUUUCAUGAAAUUUAUUAGUGAUGUAGCCUUUUUUUUUAAAAAAGAUUUAUUUAUUUAUUUGAAAGGCAGAGUUACAGAGAGGCAGAAAAAAAGAGAGGGGUCUUCAUCUGCUGGUUCACUCCCCAAAUGCCCGCAGUGGCCUGAGCUGGACCUAUCCGAAGCCAGGAGCCAGGAGCUUCCUCCAGGUCUUCCCAUGCAGGUGUAGGGGCCCAAGGACUUGGGGCAUCUUCUACUACUUUCUCAGGCCAUAGCAGAGAGCUAGAUUGGAAGUGGAGCAGCCAGAACUUGAACUGGCACUCAUAUGGGAUGCUGGCACUGUAGUCGGCGGCUUUACCCACUACAGCACAGCCCCAGCCCCAGUGAUAUGGUCUUGUAUCAUCACAGUCAAGGCAUGAAGCAUGGGGCCGGCAUUGUGGUGUAGCAGGUAAAGCUGCCGCCUGCGAUGCCAGCAUCCCAUAUGGGUGCCAGUUCGAGUUCUAGCUGCUCUUCUGAACCAACUCCCUGCCAGUGUGCCUGGGAAAGCAGCAGAAGAUGGCUCAAGUCUUUGGGCCCCUGCAACCCCCAGAGAGACCCAGAAGAAGCUCCUGGUUCUAGGCUUUGGUCUGGCCCAGCCCUGGCGGUUGUAGCCAUUUGGGGAGAGAGUCAGUGGAGGAAGAUCUCUCUCUCUCUCUGUUUCUUUUCCUCUCUAACUCUUUCAAAUAAAUAAAAUAAAUGUUAUAAUAAAGAGGAAAAAAUAGAAAAGACAUGGAACAUAUCAAAGUGCUAAAAAAUUUUCCUGUGCUCUUUGGUGGAUAGGACCUACUAUUUUAACCAACAUGGCAGAUGGGUUUGACAUACAGCUAGGUUUAGGACUUCUGUACUGUGAUAUGGUGCUUGCAAAUGUGAGGAAUCAAAGUCCUGGAGGGUAAAAUCAAGAAAAGAAGAAAAAGGGCGCUUACAAGGGAGAACUGCUGUUACCAGAUAAACCGUGCUCUCCCGCUCUCUCUGCAGAGAUGGAAUAUGGAAGAAAGAACUUUGAAAACCAAACCCAGGUUGAAGAAACAAAAUGUCUCCUAAUGUAUUUUCUUCCUAAGCUAUGCAAAAGCUAAUAAACCCUAAAUAAAGUUGGAACGAAUGGCUGGAUAAAUUGCCUUGGAGUGGAGGUCGGUGCUUGGAGCUGUGGAGGAAGCUGGGAUAUGAGGAGGGGGCUGGGUGGGGUUAGGAGUGGAAUUAAGACAUUGUUGCUUGGCAGUUGGGAGUGAGACAUUUUCCUCCUGGAAGACACCACCUUAGUUCCUCUGCCUCUAGUCUACAUCUAGAAGUACAGGCAGUGGCCCAGAAAACAGGUAGAAAAUGUAAAAUGCAGCUCUGAAACAGGGCAAGGUUGGAGUAGGGACUUCUCUGCAGGGGUCUGGAGAUUUUGAUCCUUGGCUCAGUUGCAUGAUCUUUUCUAGAUGACAUUCUCUGAGGUAUCUCUAUUCUGCCUGUUUCUCCUGGCCAGUGAGUGGUGAGUGAAGAGUACAGGUGGUAGCAGUACAGUGUCUGCACAUAGACUGUUGUGACGUUGGUUAGCACAGUGAAAGGAGGUUGCAGAGGAGAGUCUAUAGGAUUUUCAUGCCACUAUUAAUAGUUGUAUUGUUUUUAAAGAUUUAUUUAUUCAUUUGAAAAAGAACAGAGAGAGAGAGAGAGAGAGGUGUCUUCCAUCCGAUGGUUCAUUCCCUAAUUGGCCGCAACAGCCGGAAUUGCAUUGAUCAGGAGCCAGGAGCCUCCUCCAGGUCCCCCACAUAGGCACAGGGGCCCAAGGACUUGGGCCAUCUUCCACUGCUUUCCCAGGCCAUAGCAGAGAGCUGGAUGGGAAGUGGAGCAGCCAGGUCUCGAACCGGCGUCCAUAUGGGAUGCCAGCACCUCAGGCUGCGUUACUACGCCGCAGUGCCGGCCCCCUAGUAGUUGUAUUUCCAAACCCGAGUAGGUUCAGCUCUUAAGUAUUUCCUUCCCUGACAUUUUUUCUUUCUCUCUGGUUUGUUACGUGUGGCACGUCUCCCCUUUCCUGUGUGGUGAGGAUAUGAGUAAGGGUAUAUACCCAAAGAGUCAUCACUUCAUUCUCACAUCCCUUUUAUGAAUCACCCCGGCAGGGAUUCUGGGAUUCAGCUUCUGUAUUUGUCACAUUUAGCUCCUUGUGGUCCUGGUGAUUGGCCUCAAGAGGAAGUAUCUGGAGCAGAGCCACAGGCUGAUUAGAAGAGGAAGGGACACAAAGAGAGAAAGAUAGGAGGUGUAUUGUUGUGAGAGGAAGACGUAAAGACACAAAGCUGUAGGGUGUUAAGUUACCCAGACAUCUUCUCCCUGGAGAAAGAGUGAAUUUGGGUAAUGGCCUCAUCUAAGAGGAUACCGUGAGAAUAGUACCCCACUCAGGCUGAGUUCAGGAGGACACAUGACGUUUAAGUUACUGGUAGUUUCUUUCAUCUCAGUGUUCCUCCCUUACUUGAAUGGGUGCUUUGUAGCAGUGCAGAAACUUCACACGUGAAAUUAGAAGGGCGAUAAUGAUUUACUGAGCAUCUUUUGUACUUUGAUAUACAUCCUGCUGCUCCUCCCUGAAGCUCCCUUUUUCUUUUCUUUUUUAAAGAUUUUAUUUAUUUGAAAGGCAGAGAGAGAGAGAUCUUCCUUCCACUCCCCACGUGUCACUCCCCACGUGGCCACCAUGGAUGGGCCUGGCCCAGGAGCUUCUUUGGUGCCUUUCAUGUGGGUAUAGGAGCCCAAGCACUUGUGUCAUCCUCUGCUGCUUUCCCAGGCACAUUAGCAGGAGCUGGGUCGGGAAUGGAGCAGCCAGGAUUUGAACUGGCACCAAGAUAGGGUUCAGGCACUGCAGGUUGCGGCUCAACCUGUUGUGCCACUGCGCUGACUCCAAAGCUCUCUUUUUACUAAGCAAUCACGCAGGUGACUCUGAGAAGAAAAAUCGAACCUUUAGAACAUUGUUGGAGUCAUGGUUUUAGAGCUGAAAGGGACUCUGGAGAUUUUAUGGUCUGCUCCGUCUUGUGAACGAGGGACAGAGCCUGAAGCCCAGUGGGAAGAGACUAGCUAGCUGAAGGCCACUCGGGCAGUGAGUGCAGGGUGCUCCCGAGAAGCCCAGCGGGAACACUGGGGGUGCCAGAAUCCAGAUGCUCAGGUCUGACUUUGCUGAGGCAUGAGAGAAAGCUGCUCAACCAGGUACUUUUUUAAAUUAAGAUUUAUUUAUUUGAAAAGCAGAAAGAGAGAGAUAAAGAUAUCUUCCAUCUGUCGGUUCACUCUCCAAAUGCCCACAACAGCCAUAGCUGGGCCAGGGCAAAGCCAGUAACCAGGAAUUCCACCAGUGUCUACCCAGGUAGGUGGCAAGAACUCAGGUACUGAGAUCCAUCUUUCACUUCUUUCCAGGUGCUUUAGCGGAGACUCUAACCGGUCCUGAUACGGGACACAGGUGCUCCAACACAAGGCUUUAACCUGCUGUGCCCCAGUGUCUUCUCUCUAAACCAUUUGGUAACUGAUGGCCCCAUUACACUUACGCCUCUUGGCUGUGGCUAGAAGACACAUACUGGCUCUGUGCCUUCCACAAGACUGUGUUUUCGUUUGAGAGAUAGGAUACACAGAUACCGAAUUACACCAAGCCAUGUAUUAGGUGUGAGGUGAACAAAGCUGCCGUGAGUAAGUCAGAGGAAGGAGGAUCGAGAGGGAGGAGGCUUCAUUUGCAGCCAUGCUGAAUCACUGUUGCUGAUCAGAUCUCCCGCUGGUCUCCCGGGAGAACCAGGAACAGAGCCGGGAUUCCUCGUACAGGCAUAGUCCGUCGGCUGCCACCCCUGCUGGGCCUCGCACAAUGGAGGGUGAAAGCGUCAAGCCAGGCUCCCAGCCCCCGAUUCAGGCUGGAGAUGAUGAGAAGAACCAGAGGACAGUCACAGUCAACCCUGCCCACAUGGGGAAGGCAUUCAAGGUUAUGAAUGAACUGCGGAGUAAGCAGCUGUUGUGUGACGUGAUGAUUGUGGCAGAAGAUGUCGAGAUAGAAGCCCACCGUGUGGUCCUGGCAGCCUGCAGCCCCUACUUCUGUGCGAUGUUCACAGGUGACAUGUCUGAGAGUAAAGCCAAGAAGAUUGAAAUCAAGGAUGUGGAUGGGCAGACGCUCAGUAAGCUGAUUGACUACAUCUAUACUGCUGAAAUCGAGGUGACUGAAGAGAACGUCCAGGUGCUGCUCCCAGCAGCCAGUUUGCUGCAGCUCAUGGACGUUCGUCAGAACUGCUGUGACUUCCUGCAGUCUCAGCUGCAUCCCACCAACUGCCUGGGCAUUCGUGCAUUUGCAGAUGUGCACACCUGCACUGACCUUCUGCAGCAGGCCAAUGCCUAUGCAGAGCAGCACUUUCCAGAGGUGAUGCUGGGGGAAGAGUUUCUUAGCCUAAGUCUGGACCAGGUGUGCAGCUUGAUAUCCAGUGACAAGCUGACCGUGUCUUCGGAAGAAAAGGUGUUUGAGGCUGUGAUUUCGUGGAUCAAUUAUGAGAAAGAAACACGUUUAGAGCACAUGGCAAAGCUGAUGGAACAUGUCCGGCUCCCUCUCUUACCUAGGGAUUACCUGGUCCAGACCGUGGAAGAAGAAGCGUUGAUAAAGAAUAACAACACCUGUAAGGACUUCCUCAUUGAGGCAAUGAAAUACCACCUGCUCCCUCUGGACCAGAGGCUACUGAUUAAGAACCCAAGGACCAAACCCAGGACUCCAGUCAGCCUACCGAAGGUCAUGAUUGUGGUUGGUGGCCAGGCGCCCAAGGCAAUCCGUAGUGUGGAGUGCUAUGAUUUCGAGGAGGACCGGUGGGAUCAGAUUGCUGAACUUCCGUCCCGGAGAUGCAGAGCAGGUGUGGUGUUCAUGGCUGGCCAUGUGUAUGCUGUGGGCGGGUUUAACGGCUCGCUGCGGGUACGGACGGUGGACGUGUAUGACGGCGUGAAGGACCAGUGGACGUCCAUUGCCAGCAUGCAGGAACGCCGGAGCACACUGGGUGCAGCGGUGCUCAACGACCUGCUCUACGCCGUGGGAGGCUUUGAUGGCAGCACUGGCCUGGCGUCGGUAGAAGCCUACAGCUACAAGACCAACGAGUGGUUCUUUGUGGCCCCGAUGAACACGCGGCGGAGCAGCGUGGGUGUGGGCGUUGUAGAAGGGAAGCUGUACGCCGUUGGGGGCUACGAUGGGGCCUCCCGCCAGUGCCUGAGCACCGUGGAGCAGUACGACCCAGCGACCAACGAGUGGAUCUACGUGGCGGACAUGAGCACCCGCCGCAGUGGCGCAGGGGUUGGGGUGCUCAGCGGACAGCUGUAUGCCACAGGUGGGCACGACGGGCCGCUGGUGAGGAAGAGUGUUGAGGUUUAUGAUCCCGGAACAAACACCUGGAAGCAGGUGGCGGACAUGAACAUGUGCCGGCGCAAUGCAGGGGUCUGUGCAGUGAAUGGGCUGCUGUAUGUGGUCGGCGGAGACGAUGGCUCCUGCAACCUGGCCUCGGUGGAGUACUACAACCCGGUCACCGACAGAUGGACGCUGCUGCCAACCAACAUGAGCACAGGGCGCAGCUACGCAGGUGUUGCUGUGAUUCACAAGUCCUUGUGACCCAAACUCCCACUGCCAGGAGGUGGAGCAAGGAGCAAGUUCUGCCUGUGACUCACAACUGCAGGGCCACGAAGACUGGAUUGGACUCCUGGGGAGGGUCCGCGGGGUUGUGACAGCUGCCCUUCUCCCACUGGGCACACUGAUGUCAUCCCUAGCAGCGUGGCAGAGUGGACGCUGGCCACCACCUCCUGUUCCCCUGAGGUGCUUUGGUCUCUGCUCCUGACAGCAGGCCCGGAAGCAUCUCUGGGAUUUUAUUUUUGGAGUUUCUACAGGGACACCAGGGAGCCUGGAAUGUGUGUGUGUGUGCGUGUGCGUGUGUGUGUGUGUGUGUGUGUGUCGUGGUGUUUCACUCAGUUGAGGGGUGAAGAUGUGUGCUAGUCUACUGGAUUUCUUUACUACUGAUCCUUUUGCGAUGCUGAAAAUCAAAUCACAGGAACCUGUCUCCUGGAGUUGUCCCCCGGGGACCCAGGACUACUAAAGCUGCUGCCUCCCGGAGCCCCAGCUGGACAGGCUGAGACUAUCCCAGAGUGACCGGCCGGCGGGAGGAGUGUCCUCCGACCGUGCCCGCGUACAGCACUUGACUACCGCAACUCUGUCUGCAGAGGGGCUGGGGCCUUCUCGGAGCUGCGCCACAUCCUCUCUCCACUCGACCGUGGGACAGACAGCUUUCGCAGGAGCCUCAGCUGGCCCUGCUUCCUUGGGCCGUCCUCCAGGAAGAAGAUAAGGACUGUCCAUUCUUCAUGCCGGGGCCUGCGCUCUUUGAUGUCGUGGACUGCAGGAUUGGGAGGUUUUGUGUCUCUUGAGGUGGGAAAAGCAGCUCUUUAGAGAAGCCACAGGGUGCCCACUGGAGGAAGAAAAUACAGAGGAAAAGGAAACACAAAAACAGAAAGCCAAAGUGCUAAUGAUUUGGUCUCUGCCUGUGGCGGUCUGAGAGAGGGGUCUUACUUCUGGAUCUUCCAGGGCUCCGCAGUCCCCAGUUCACUUCCUGUGCAGGCUCCAUGCUUAACAGGGCCCUGUCUUGUUCUCAGAAGUGUUCUGGUUUGCAGGGUAAGUCAAAGGUCACCUCCCUCCAAACUCAAAGGGAGGUGGACAGGAGCACGUGUUGUUCAGAUGGGCGGUGGCGGAGCUGGCCCUCAGCCCUAGUGGUGACGCUCCAGCCGGUCUAGAGCCUUGGCUUCCUCUCCUGGGCUCCCCCGCUCUUGCAGGGUCCGUCCUCUCUCCCCAGUAGCCAGCACACACCCUCCCCUCGCCCUGGCUUCUCCUGUUGGGGAGGGGGGGUGAUGGGCUCUGGAUUUGAGAGCUCUUCUGGGGAUUCCUGCAUGUAAAGAGAGGAGCUUGGUGAGAGCUGUGCUAAUUCACACGGAAAACUUGUUAAUGACAGAACUUCAAGCACCCGGAGAGGGUAUUUGAGGGUGUGAGGUCUUUUGCUAUACUGUUCCUAAACUAGCAAAUUGCCUGUGUUGGAAUUUCUGCCAUGAGGAGUGCGGAGCCACUGUCCUGGAGAACAGUUUCACGCCUCAGGGACUGCGGCGCGGUUUGCGUGGGACUUCUGACAGCUAGGCUUUGCGCAAGCAGAGAGCACGGGACGGUGGCACUUCUCGCCAUGAGCUCCUACAGUUAGAAACCUGGACAGCUCCUGGGCUGGCUGGCUGCUCUGUGUGUUUCCUGUGUGCUGUGCCCUAAAUGUGCAAUUAUCCUGCAGACCAAACUCCUCUCUCUGGUGUUAAGCAGAUGUCAGUUCGGUAGGACAUUUGGAGAGCACCAAGGCACUCAGAGGUGUUCGUAGCCUUGGGGAGAGGCUAAAGCAUCCAGAUCUGGUGGACCCCGAAGAAGUGUCCCUGAAGGAACCCUGGCAUGUUGAGGCUGGGUGCUCUGCUCUUUCCUGGUGCUGGGGUGAGACUGGUUCUCGAGCCCUGUCUGGCUGUCUGCUGAUGGAAUGAGCCUUUCAUCGCAGACGUCGUGGUGGGCAUGCAGUGUGGUGGGAGGAGGUUGGGGAUUGGGCUCUGAUGAGAGGUCGGAUCCUCAUCCCUGCCCCCACCUCCGAGGAGCCAGGCUUUCGUGCUUCCGUGGAGGAGGUUGUGUGUCCUGGGCCGACUUCCCAGAGAGGGCCUCCCCUGUGAGCUGCCCACUCGGGUUUUUUGCUUCUGGGUUUCUGUCCUCCCUCCCACUCGUGCUCCCUUCCUGGGAAGCCCUGCCUCUGCUGCUGGUGCUGCGGAGGCCACGUUCAUUUCGUCCCCGCGUCCUUCCUUGAGGGCACCAGAACGCGGGAGCCUCCUUACCCAAAAGCCAAUCUGCUCUAGUUGCCUACAGCGGCCACCCCAAAACUGCUGCUGCCUCCUCAUCACCCGGUGCCACUCUCUCUCCACCCUGGACGCAGCAGACUUGUUCUCAGGCCUCUGCUGGCCGCUCAGGGCGGCCACUGCUUGAUUGUGACUGUGGCUCUGCCCGUGGCGUAUCUGAAAUUUGAUGGCAGUGCUGAAAGGGAGUUGAGGCCCAAGGUUAGAAGCAGCUUAGACGCCACUUGGACACUGAUUUGAACAAUGCAGAAAUCAGAUUCUGAACUCCAGAGUUCCUUCUCCUAAGUACCCAGUGGCAUCUCUCCAUCUAACAAGAUGCAGUGUUAUGCAAAUGACAAUGACCUCACUUUCUGCUAUGCAAUAAGAAUACUUAAUUCUAUUUCAUGACAAGCCAGUUGCAAUAUCCCCUAAGAUGCUUUUUGAGCUGUCUUACUUUGAUAUCUGCUGUGUAAUGUUUGUAUGUUUCUGAGCCAGAUCCUUUCCAAGAUUGCUUUUUUAUAAAAUUGAAGCUAUAGCUUUCAGGCUAAAAUUUUAAUGUAGAUAUUUUUUAUAAGAUAAUUUUCCGAGAUCUCUGAAUCACUUUUUAUUGUCCACAAUAUGCAAUGUUGUCUUCUCUCUGUUGUUCACUCUCAAAGCAAAGCCUAUGCCUUGGAGCCAUCUUCCUUUUUCUCACUUUCCCCAAACAGAUUUUUCUGGAGCUCCAGGUAGAUGGGUCUCCUGUUCUGUACUAUAUUCAAGGGAGACUGCUGAAUUUAAAAAAUGUGGCCACUGGUGUUUCUUGAAUUGCUAAGGGCUAAGGUCAAGGUUGACUCAGCGUUUACCCAUUACAUUGCUUGUCUAUUUUUUUUUUUUUUUGAGUCUGCUUUAUGCAGGCGUGAGGUUGGGUUGGCCCAUCUUGUGGUGCCUCUUGCUACCUGGCACUGUGCCUGGCACACUGUGGCAGAGAAGGCUGGCCCUCCAGUGUCUGCCCCAGAGCGUCCUAGGCUCGGCAGACCAUUCUUCCUUUACUUCUUCCCCCUCGAUCUUCAGCUGCCAGUAGCUGUGGCCUUUGCUGCCAAGUCGUGUCCUUUUUGGACUUUAAAAGACGGGUCACUCCUCACAAUCCCUGGUAAGAAUGUGUUAAAUGCGUGCUCUGCGAAUGCUUCCCUGUGUUUAAACUCUAUGUCUACACUCCAGGCUCUGUGUUGUGUGUUUAUCUGCCAUUAGCCUCAUGGUUUUUCCUUUUUUUGUCAUUGUUGGAACAGGUGCCAUUUAGAUCGCCUCCAUGCUCCCCAUUUGCACGCACUUAGUUCACGUUGAGAGGCUGCCAGCACGGUUCCAAUCCACUGGAAUUUUUAAGGCUCUGUUUGCUUGGAGAAGCAGGAGGUUGGAAUGUAUUUUUUUUUUCCUUGUUUGCACUAUGUACAGUCCUGAGCCCCUCAUGUUCAGCUGUGCUGUGUAGCUACUGACCACGCAGGCAAGCCAGCAGCACUGCCCACAUCUGGGAAAGGAAGCAGCGUCUUCCAUAGUGGCUAAUCACAGCCUCGCAGCCCCUGCACAGCCUUUGUCAUGGACUCAGUAACUCAUGGAUGUGGCACUGUGGCAUUUGCGGGAACAAGUGGCCCUGGUGCUGUGUUCUUGCCUUGGAUUAUGAGAUAGUAAAUUAUCCCCUGCCCCUUUCAGUGGCAAUAAAGAGCUUGGUUGAACUUAUUGUUCCAUUUGUAUAUGACAUGUAAAAUAUUUUCUCUGUAAGAACACUCAAGACUCAGACUGUGUGUGACUGCAUGGGUGCUGUCCCUGUGCUUAUCAGGGGCAGGUGGACUUGAGCGCUGGCACCCUGUACAGCACGGCGCACAGGGGAGCUCCCUGAUCUGGGGUGCUCUGCAUGGGUGGUCGGGACCACGUCUUGUACAAGCACACUUGCCACGUGCCUAUGAGUUGCAGCCAUAGCUGAAGAGACAUUUCCUCCAAUGUACUGUUGUUACAGGAAUCAUGUUCUAGUCUCCCGUACUUUAUGUUUAAUUUUAAUAAAAGCUGUACUGUGUGAACCGUGCUCAGCAUUUCAUUUCUGUAGUCAAGCCUCUCCAUUUUCUCUCAGAUGUGAAAAAGACUUACUCCUGCAUGGCUUCCAGUCUUUGGAUUGUUCUCUUAAAGCUCUGUUGAACAUGAGGCCGGCGUUGUGUCUCAGCAGGUUAAGCCACUGCCUGCGAUGCUGGCAUCCCACCUGAGCGCUGGGUGAUGUCCUGGCUUCUCUGCCUCUGCUCCA
Messenger RNA from Oryctolagus cuniculus (rabbit), 22896 nucleotides. The record is from RefSeq and is a predicted model, not a curated record. NCBI's taxonomy places the organism in Eukaryota, Metazoa, Chordata, Mammalia, Lagomorpha, Leporidae.